AUGUUCCCUGAAGAAUCCAGGCGCAAAGUGUUCGCCUGCGUGUAUCUAGGCUUCUUAAUCCCUUCGACGCCUCUUCUCAUCCUUGGGGCUGCUAUUGGAGGUGCCAUUCCAAAUGUUGAGUCGUGGCAAACAGCCUGGAAUGACUAUGGAAUAGGUGGAGUCAUGGCCGAAAUGCUUAAGCCAGCUGGUGGGUUCGGUAGAUUCGUUCUUGUCGUACUCGCCUUGAGUAUCGUGGGAAACAUGCUGCUGUCCUACUAUUCGGUCGCUUUGUGUUUACAGAUGCUCGUUCCUGUUUUCACCAAAGUGCCACGAUUUGUCUUCGUUAUCGUAACAUUGGCCAUCAUGGUCCCAAUGUCAAUAUAUGCGGCCGCACAGUGGGAGAAGUCUUUGGUGAAUUUUCUGUCCAUGAUCGGUUACUGGGCUGGGUGCUUCGACGCUGUAAUCAUCGAAGAGCUCGUAGUGUUCCGAAACAGAGACUACGGUUUGAUCGACCCCAAAUCAUGGAACCAAGGGCGAAAACUUCCCACUGGACUGGCAGCUAUUGGUGCGUCAAUAAUCAGCCUUGGGUUGGUUAUUCCUUCGAUGAACACGCCGUGGUUCACUGGGCCUAUAGGAGCAAGGAUUGGUGAUGUUGGCUUCGAGGCGGCUUUCGUAGUCACUGGGAUUGCUUAUUAUCCUCUUCGAGCUUUAGAGAUCAAGUUGAUGGGUCGUGUUUGA
Molecule: messenger RNA, 717 nt
Organism: Fusarium poae
Lineage: Eukaryota; Fungi; Ascomycota; Sordariomycetes; Hypocreales; Nectriaceae
Exons: 3
Coding region: 1-717 (238 amino acids)
Biological process (GO): transmembrane transport
Cellular component (GO): plasma membrane
Molecular function (GO): transmembrane transporter activity
Source: RefSeq, a predicted model, not a curated record